AUGAAGACAAUUAUCGAGAAGUUAAUUGAAAGGAAUAAAGACAAUUUGUCAAGCAACGAAGACGACACUGAUGAUGAUGACGACGAAGAGGACGAUGAAGCAGAAUCUUCGGCUAAAGGCGAGGACAAUGGAGACAAUGCCGAACUCUCAGAACACACUGAAACUCCUAUACGUGCCCAAUCAGUCAAGUCUCAACGUCGUCAGUCGACAAAAUCGGUCAAUGGUAAAGAGAAACAUGAAGAAAAUGCUCAAGCUUAUUUCGAAUUGGAGGACGACGAGACUGCGCUGAAAUAUUUCAAAAAAUAUCUUGUUAAAUCAGAGGAAAGUUUAAAAGGUUCCUGGUCCAACACCACAAUCCGAGACGAACAAUUACCAGUCGUCAAAUUCUUUCGUUCUCUACUGACACAUAACAUUACUGCGGUUGUAUUGUCGUCCUCGAAAUCAAAAGACAUUUCCAAUAAAGAUGUUUGGACAAAUGUGCUGCAGGCCUACGUUCAAAUGUUCACAAUAGCCACGCGAACCGGCGAUUCGUCGAAUGAGAUGACCAGAGUGUACUUUGCAGCAUUUUGUAUAUGUCAAGAGUUGUACGACAUGCCGGAUAACUUGACUAACGCUUUCAAUCUUCUCUUCAAAGGCGAUUCAAAUGGUCUUCAGUGGAAGCAAUUAAUAUCUCUACUUCCACCUGAUGAGUGGACGGUCGUUCUAAUGAGAAUAGCCGCACAUCACAUAUCAAACGAUGCUUGGCAAGAUGCGCUGGAAAUUUGUCGUACCCUUCAGGAUACUAUUCAAAAGAAAGAGACACUAAAGAGUGCAGUAAAUUAUGGUUUACUGAAACUAUUUCAGUUGCAUCUGGUACCUGAUGAAAAAUAUCGGACAAAUAUAAUGGCAGUAAAUAUUCGCUCGACGAACAUGUCCAUUUUCGAUCGAAUUCUCCUAUGUCGACUCAUCAUUUCAUUUAUGGAAGCGUUGGAAGAUGAAACAACCGCCAAUACAUUUGAAAAAGAACUACUCAUUCUUCAGAUAGAAGCAUGGACGAUCGUCGAUUUGGAGACCACCAAUUGUAUUGGACAUGUUCUCACAAAAGUAGAAGAUCAUGCUCUGGCUUCUCUAUACUGGAACGAACUGCAAAACAUCUACAAUGAAAUGUUACCAAAAUUCAUCGUUUCUCGUGUUUAUUCAACAGACUCCGAUUUCGAACAGAUUCUUCGAGCGGUCCAGGAGAUGAACAGCGAUCUCUUUGACAAUAUUCUUUCUUUGGCUGCAAGCUACGAAUCAAUUGCGACCUACGAAGAAAAGGAUGACAACUAUGAAGAUGCCGGUGGAUCAUUUAAGAAAGCAAUCGUCAUUUGA
Molecule: messenger RNA, 1350 nt
Organism: Didymodactylos carnosus
Lineage: Eukaryota; Metazoa; Rotifera; Eurotatoria; Philodinida; Philodinidae
Source: the annotation of a GenBank genome assembly